Molecule: messenger RNA, 1098 nt
Organism: Polyodon spathula (Mississippi paddlefish)
Lineage: Eukaryota; Metazoa; Chordata; Actinopteri; Acipenseriformes; Polyodontidae
Product: programmed cell death 1 ligand 1-like
Exons: 7
Coding region: 37-978 (313 amino acids)
Biological process (GO): cellular response to lipopolysaccharide; negative regulation of T cell proliferation; positive regulation of T cell proliferation
Cellular component (GO): external side of plasma membrane
Source: RefSeq, a predicted model, not a curated record
GCCAGGAGAGACUUCUCGUCCAUCAGUGAAGGUAAUAUGAAGAUAAUUCUACUUGUCAUUGUGCUUGAACUCCAUUGGCCAGUUUUGCGAGCUCUAUUCACUGUGGAAAUGGCUGAAACCUUUUAUCUCGCCGAGUUUGGAAAAACUGUCAAAAUGGAGUGCAUAUUCCCGACAGGAGGCAGUCUGGACAGUGUAAAUGUGUAUUGGCACCGAAUGCUGUCUAACGGCUCAGAGUAUGAAGUGUAUACGCUGGUAAAUGGGAACGAGGACCUGCAAUCACAGCACCCUGAGUAUAAAGGGAGAGCCCAUAUGAAGCCAGACCUGCUCAGGAAGGGGCGGGCGGUGUUGGAGAUCUCCAAUGUUAAGAUUUCUGACUCUGGCUUGUACAGGUGCCUCAUCAAAAUGGGAGGGGCUGACUACAAACAUGCCACCCUUAGUGUUACAGCACCCUACAAGAUAAAAACCCAUGUAAAGGAACUUCCUAGAAAUGUAGAUCAUAAGGAUGCAGAAUUGUCUUGCGAAUCUGAAGGAUACCCCCCAGUCCAGGUGCUCUGGAAGGAUGGGAAUGAGCAAGACCUCAGCAAAAAAGCUUCCAGCAAACAUUCUGUUACUGCAGAUCAGCUGUUCCACAUAUCAAGUCUCCUGAUUGUAAAUGCAAGCUCCAACAACACAUAUCACUGCAUACUCUGGAAUGAAACCAUGGACGAGACUUAUAGUGCCAGUCUUAGAAUCCCAGCGGAUAUAAAGACUGUUGAGCCACCGAUUCCAGAUGGCGUCUCUUCCACUGCAUAUUGGACCACAGCGGCUAUCUUAUUUGUGACCAUAGUAAUGGUGGGAUUGAUCAUACUAAUGUGGAAGAAAAAAAUUAAAUGUUCCCAACUACGAGCUAUGUCACAGCGCUAUCCCAGUGAAGAGAAUGAAGUGCACAUCCACAUUAACACCAAUGAAGACGACGAGAUGGGCAAACUCAACCACUGACAACCUUGAUACCGCAGCCAAAGGGGGCGCUUUUGGUGUGACACCUUUGGCGUGCGGUAGUUAGAGAUUGUCGUGUUGCUGCAGUGCGAAGGCUCCAAUGGGAACAUUUAUGAAGAGAUG